Messenger RNA from Symbiodinium necroappetens, 1686 nucleotides. NCBI's taxonomy places the organism in Eukaryota, Dinophyceae, Suessiales, Symbiodiniaceae. The record is from the annotation of a GenBank genome assembly.
AUGCCGAGUCUUGGGCGAAAUGGUGGGGUCUACCAAGAGGUUCCUGACACUGUCUAUCCCGGCUCUACACCAGGUGUGAUUUGGCAUCGUGACCCAGCGACGCCUUGCACGGCCCUUCCUCCGCCUACUGUGGCCUCGCGUUCUGAUGGGUCCGUCACGACCAAGGCGUAUCAGUGGCGGAUUGGCGAGCUAGAGGAGGGUGACAAGGUGGAGUAUUUCAGCAACACCCAGAAGAAGUACAUCGCGGCUCAGGUCCAGGCAGUCACCGUAGGGCAGGAUGGCUUUAUUGCUUCUGUUGACCUGGACUGCAAGAAGCGUGCCAAGCCGGGCCAGAUUCGGCAAGUGCCGCCGAAGGUGAAGGAGUGCACGUGGAAAGUGGGUGAGAACGUGCAGUACUGGAGUGCAUCGCACGGACAGUGGAUGGCUGCUGUGGUGCAGAAGAUUCGAGAGGAUGCCUUCAUCGACCUUGACAUCAAGAAUGGAGCUCGUCCUGAGCGCAUACGAGCGAUGCAGGAGAACGGUCUUCACGAUGCUCCUCCCAACGUCAAACCGCGAGCUUCGCGAAAGAGUGAAGUUCGCAUGCCGUCCAUCGUGGCCACCAGUCCGCCCAUAGGGAAUGGAAAGCCACCGACCCCCCCACCAGAAGGGAGGCCUCCGGAGGAAGUCGGAGCAGUGGCGGGGCAGCCGGAAGGGAAGCCCAUGCACUGCUUUGACAGCGGGCGUGGUCCAGUUGUCCCACAAGAAGGGAAUGAGUCUGUCACCGCUGUCUCACGUUCACCCUCAGCUGCUAUGACGGCAAUGACCAGCGCUUCUGCUGACUCGUCACCCGUUGCUGGCAGCAGUGUGGCCAGCAGCAGUACGGUGUACAGGAACCUCCCAGCUGAAAAGUUGUUCCUGGGCACUGGCUUGGAGAAUGUCAUCCGAAGGAAGCCCAAGCGAGGCUCCGACAGUGUUUUCAUCUCCGGGCCACUGGCAGGUGGAGAGAUCAGGUUUUCCGGUGAGUUCGAUGCUGCAAGUGAAGAGGUUCGACAGCAGCUUCUUUCUGUCCUCGGCUUCAGUGCCAGAUCAAAGGUGGAGAAGAUGCUUGGCUUUAGCGGAGGUCUCAACCAUGGCAUUUGGUUCCUUUCUGGGACCUGUGGUGAGGUUGGAAGCGACUACGAGGAACUGGUGCUGAAGCUGGUUCGGUGUCAUCGCAUCGCCGACAAUGUUCCCACAGAAGCCGAGAACCUUGUGAAGGUUCACCGCGAGCACUCAAGCAUUAGUAAGGAUGAGAUCCUCGCCUUUCCCAUCAAAAUCUUCAGCUGUUUCGAUGGGCCCACGAAGAAGCACGAUCUUAUUGUGAUGCGAAAGGUCCCCGGAGAGCGACUUGCCGAAGUCAUUUGCCGGAAGUUCUACAACAACCAGUUGGCUUUGCUGGAUGCCAUUUUCGAGAACCUCGGUGCAACUCUGGCUUCGUUCCACGAGCGCUACGGCAAACAGCAUGGGGACUUUCAGCCAUCAAAUAUCUUCUACGACGAUGCCACGGACGAUAUUUACUUUAUUGAUAUCGGCGGCAUGGGACUCCCCACGUCGGACACCGAUGUGGAGCAUUUCCGAGGAGCGAUGACCCUUCUGGCGGGCGCCUACAGCCCGACGCUGCACGAAGAGCUUGCCGAAGCCUUUCAAAGAGGCUAUGGCCCUGCCUGA